Molecule: messenger RNA, 1707 nt
Organism: Centruroides sculpturatus (bark scorpion)
Lineage: Eukaryota; Metazoa; Arthropoda; Arachnida; Scorpiones; Buthidae
Product: lysosome membrane protein 2-like
Exons: 13
Coding region: 125-1546 (473 amino acids)
Cellular component (GO): cytoplasm; membrane
Molecular function (GO): scavenger receptor activity
Source: RefSeq, a predicted model, not a curated record
ACCAAAUUGUAAAGCGUGCACUUUUAUUAUAAUUUUAGGAAUAUUUGGAUUUUGUUUAAUAUCUUUUGGAUUCGGUGUAUAUUUCUUUUAUUCAGAUGUUAAGAAAAAUUUCAUAGCAAGUAAAAUGAAUAAUAAUAAAGGAAGUUCUUAUAUAGAACCAUGGACAGGAUUAUCACCUAUUAUGUAUGAUAAAUUUUACUUUUUUAAUGUGACAAAUUACAAAGAAGUAGAAGAAAAAAAUGCAAAACCGAAACUUCAAGAAGUUGGGCCUUAUACUUUUCAAAAAUUUAUCAAGAAAGAAAUUGUCUUUCAAACUGAAGAUACAAUCACUUAUAGAGAAAAAACCAGUUACGUCUUUCAUAAAGAACUUUCGAGUGGUGAUCAGAAUGAAAAAAUAUAUUUAAUUAAUCUUCCUGUAGUAGCAGUUGACAAGAUUGCGGAUUUGAAAUGUCCCGAAGAUAUGAAAGAUAUCGCCUUCACUAUAAUUGACUCAACAUUAGAAGAUUAUAAAGAGACUGUAUUCCUUUAUAAAAGUAUUGAUGAAUUGUUAUUUGGUGGUUUUAAAGUUGAGGCUGUGGGCGACCUACUUGAUUUAGCUCGAAGUUUUCUCGGAGAAGAUGAAGUACCAGAUGUGCUUCCUAAUAAUACUUUUGGAUUGUAUUAUGGGAAAAAUAAUACUUACUCUGAAAAUUUUACAAUUGCAACGGGGAGAGACGACAUUAAAGAUUAUUCAAACAUCGUUUCUUGGAAUAAUUACAAGAAUCUCCCCUUUUGGAACGAUGAAUAUUGCAACAAAAUUAACGGUUCUGAUGGUCUUCAAUUUCCUCCAUUUUUAAAGAAAACUGAAACAUUAUACGUUUUUAUCAAAGAAAUUUGUCGAUCAUUAUAUUUUGAGUACGAGAAAGAUUUUUUCAUCCGUAAACUACCAGUUUACAGAUUUAUAAUACCCGAUCGACUAUAUAGUGCUGCUACAAUCAAUGAAGAUAAUAAAUGUUUUUGUUCUGUCCUCAAAUCCUGCGAUGUCGGAGGAAUUACUCCAGUUGGUCCUUGUUAUAUGGAUGUCCCGAUUGUAGCUUCUGCACCUCAUUUCUAUCAGGGGGAUUCUAGUCUUUUGAAAGAAGUAAGGGGUCUUCGGCCAAAUAAAGAUCAGCAUGAAAGUUUUUUUGAUAUCGAUCCAGUGACUGGAACAGUAGUUAAAGGAGUGCGUAAAUUGCAAAUUAAUGCUGAUGUUAGGAAAUCGGAAAAUUUAGAAUUGCUGGCAUCCAUUUCUGAUAUGGUUUUACCAGUAUUUUGGAUCAGCCAGGAAUAUGAAUUGAGUAAUGAAGAUAUAGAUUAUCUUUAUUGGAAAAUAGUUUUCCCAUUGUCAAUUGCCCCUGUUGUAUCGUUGUCUGCAUUAAUAUUGGGAUGUACAUCAUUCUUCUUAUCAAUUAUCUCUUGGUGUUUCCUGAAGAAUGUAAGUUAUUUCCAAAGUAUCCGGAUGAAAAUUGCCAAAAGAAGUCUAAUUAAAAGAAAUAGUCAAACAGGAAAUGAAUUAAAGAAAUUUUAAAAAUUUCUUACAUUUCUUUUUGCUUCAAUUUACAAUUAUAAAUGAUAAACAAAAUUGAUAAUUCAAACUGUUCAAACCUGUAAAUAACAAAACUCCCAAUAGAAAUUUCUAUUUAAUAAAACAUUGAAUAAAAUAAUUUUUUACUUAACGAAAUAAUUAAA